CUCUUACUUUUAAAGGUGAAAAAUGUAGUGGUGGAAAGCAUAGUAAAGAUAGAAUCACCUUACUUGUAGGAUCAAACAUGGAUGGCACAGAGAAAUUACCAUUACUAAUGAUAGGAAAAUCUCGAAGUCCAAGGUGUUUCAAAAAUGUCAAAUCAAAGCCUAUAGAAUACCUUUCUAACACAAAAGCAUGGAUGAAGGCGCAUAUUUUUGAAGAAUGGCUACUUGAUCUAAAUCGCACAUACCAAAGAAAAAACAGAAAAAUCAUCCUGUUUAUUGAUAACUGCACUGCUCAUAAAUCGAUACCCACUAUGGAAAAUAUCACGGUUGUUUUUUUCCCGCCAAACAUGACAUCAGUGGUGCAACCAAUGGACCACGGCAUCAUUAAAAAUCUGAAGCAUUUUUACAGAUGUCUAGUCGUUCAACACCUCCUUACUGAAUCUUCCCAAAAGCUUCCCAUUACUCUCCUCGAUGCUUCAAGAAUGUGUUUAAAUGCAUGGUCCAAAGUCAGCAAAAAAACAAUAGCAAAUUGUUUUCGGAAGGCAGGAUUCAUCAGGAACACAGUCCCGAGCGAACUUUUUAAUGAAGAAAAUUUACCUCUCCCAGUUGCAUGGGAAGACAACAUUCCGUUCGAUGAUUACGUCAGUAUGGAUGAAAAUAUAGACAUUUGUGGAGAAUUAUCGGAUAAAGAUAUUCUAUCUGAAGUUCUAAACAAUCAGAAUAUUACAACAGAAGACGAAGAAGAUAUUGAAGAUGAGGUAGAAGAACAGAGGCCAAUUCCAACUUCAAGUGAGGCAGUCGUUCAUUUAUCAGAAUAUCGACGCUAUGCAGAAGGACAAUCUGACGUAAGUGAAGCUGUGUUUAGAGCUAUAAAUAUUCUUGAAGAUUUUGUUAGAAAAAAUCAAGCAAGCUCUUUAAAGCAAUCUGAUAUAGCUAAAUAUUUUAAAAAAUUGUAACGUUUUAAUUUAAAAUUAAUAAACAAUCUUUGCUUCGCAAUUUCUGUUACGAGUAAUUAUUUUAAGACAUAAAAAUAACAUUGUUUGGAUAAUUCGAAGUUUCGCAGA
Molecule: messenger RNA, 1061 nt
Organism: Parasteatoda tepidariorum (common house spider)
Lineage: Eukaryota; Metazoa; Arthropoda; Arachnida; Araneae; Theridiidae
Source: RefSeq, a predicted model, not a curated record